Messenger RNA from Aspergillus sclerotioniger CBS 115572, 2113 nucleotides. RefSeq names its product HET domain-containing protein. The record is from RefSeq and is a predicted model, not a curated record. The transcript is spliced from 3 exons. Lineage: Eukaryota; Fungi; Ascomycota; Eurotiomycetes; Eurotiales; Aspergillaceae. Bases 414 to 1802 code for a protein of 462 amino acids.
UCAGGAUCGAUGGUCAUGUGAAACUGAUACUGAAAUCACGAACCUCAUUGCUGGUUAUAAGAAUAAGCUCAUCCUCGGCACACGCAUGCUGCUCCGUCAUCCAAAAACCGCUUUCAGACAAUGUGUUCGUUCUAAAAACUGUUCUGAAAUUAUUGGCCAUUACUUGGUUCACCGAGCCAUAGAUGAUGCAUAUAUCAGCAUAGACCGACGCCAGUCGUCUACUUUCCAUUUCUCCAGCUACUCAGGUAAGCAGGCCCUUUUCUUUAGUCCUUUCAUUUCUUAUUACUACCAAUUUAUGAGCAGAUCUGCAAAAAGAAUACACAGAAUCAGGAUAUUCCCAUCGUUUGCCGAUCAUCGAUCGCUUUGAUGUGCUUCGUCAGUGGCUUGGAGUGUGUGACAAGCAGCAUUCAUGCAUGCAGGGAAGGCGUCAGGUCGUGCCAAAGCGCGUUAUUUUCGUUGGAACAGAUCAUUCAGAUCAGCUGCAACUCCAGGAGUCCGCGCACAUAACACAGCCAUUUGACUAUAUAACGCUAUCGCACUGCUGGGGCAAGCCGACCGAUGAGGAGAUGGAGCAAUUCCGUACCACACGUCGGAACUACCAGGAACGACUAGAAGGGUUCAGCUAUCACAGCCUUCCAAAAGUUUUCCAGGACGCUAUUACGGUGACCCGAGAAUUGAACAAGCAGUAUCUUUGGAUUGAUGCUCUCUGCAUCAUUCAAGGUGACCAGAAAGACUGGGAGGAGGAAGGUGCAAGAAUGGACAAAGUAUUUGCCUCUGCAUACUGCACGAUCGCGUCAAGUUCAGCAUCCGGUUGGAAUGAUGGCUUCCUCAACCGCACUCAGGAUCUCUGUCAAUCAGAGGUAGUCAAUUCCGAUCAAAAGAUCGUUGAUGACUUUUGUAAGCUUGUUGAUGAAGGCCAACUGCAUACACGAGCCUGGGUGUUGCAAGAAAGAGCGCUUUCCCGCCGAACUAUCUAUUUCACUGCGCAACAGACAUACUGGGAAUGUGGAGAGGGAGUUCGUUGCGAGAAUUUUAGCACAUUAGAAUGUCCCAUUACUAGAUUAUACCUACUUGACCCACGGUUUCCUGAGCGGCUCGUAUUCGCAGGUUAUAAAUCGGCAGCCUUGUUUCUCCAAGAGCUUAUCACGGACUACUCUCGUCGUGAUCUUACCUUUCCGAAAAAGGACAAGGUAGUUGCAUUUUCCGGCAUAGCUGAGCGUAUUAAGGAAGCUCUAGCUACUGAAGUCAGAUACGGUGUCUUCCGUUGCUUUCUUCCUCGGCUCCUCUUGUGGAAGCGGGCUGGAAUGGAGAAUGAUCGAAUUUAUUACGACGAUGAUCGUGUGCCGUCGUGGUCUUGGAUGCUUUAUAAUGGUAAAAUUGACUUUCUGACACAAUCGGAUCUUCAAGUCCCAAGGAACCAAAGCCUAAGCUUUGACAACUCCGAGCGCGGCAUCAAUAUUGAAGUUCGACAAUUUGAAGGUUGUUAUACGCGAGAGAGGGAUGGAGAGCAUAUAAUAUUCACCAAGACAAAGAAGGUCGAAGUUACAACGGAAGUUGAAGCUACGAAGGAAGUCGAAGUCGGCAUCCUACAUUUCGACAUGGGUUCGGCGGCCGAGGUUGAGUCUCGAAACUGUGUCGUCAUCGCAAUGUGUCAAGAUGACGAUAAGGAUGACCCUAACAAGGAUUACUAUAUACUUGCCGUUCAAAGAACAUCAGGAGAGGAAGAGUAUGAAAGGCUGGGAGUUGGGCGAGUGCGAGCAUGCUACGUCUCGAAAGGAAGUACUUCUGGGAAGCUUGUGUGACCUGGCCGUUUCCCUCUUUUCCCUGUCAUUAGACAAAAGCAGCACGAUAGUACGAGGACUCUUUUGUUGCUCAAGUUGAACGAACCGAAGUGAAUUUAGACGAAGAUUCCUGGUGUUCAGCAGAUAGUUAGACAAAAGGCAGACCAUCAAAGGUAUUUCGGGUUAGUACUGUAUCUCAUUUCUGCUUGCCAUGAAGACCCCACUUGCUCUGGGGUAAAUCAACGGUUGGGGUCUCUCAUACAUAACAAUAAGAGCAUGGUGUAAUCGAAUCAUUCCCGUUUCUGUUCGCCGUCUCUUGUAAUUCCCGUGCA